ACCACCAGUUGGAUAGGAAUCAAAACAGCACCCACCCCCGAGUCCGCGCCCAUUCCCUCUUUGAUUGAUCAUUGAUGGUGCCACCAUCUCUUUUGAUACUCGUGAAAAAAGAUGUAGAAUCCGAAAGAUGAAAAAGAAAUAAGUGUUUGUUUUCGUUUUAAUGGGAUAAAUUAAAUUAAAUAGAGGAAUUAUUGGCAUAGUAAUUGAUAAUUGCUGUGCCUGUCUCCAUACGGCAGCUAUAAUAACCACAUAUAUACGGGGCCAUGUACAAAAUUCCAUCGUCAUUCAAUCGUCUCCUUUGGUAAUUACUGGCGUUGCUUUUCAGUUUAUUUUUGCCCUUUUCCCCUUGAAAGUUAAAUAGGAAUGAAGGGAGUAAAAAGAGGGGUCAAUGCCCAUGGAGUGGUGCUGCUCUUGGUGGUGGUUGUAUUGCUUCAGAAAGCCGUACUGGGACGGCCUCUGCAACUGCAACAACUCACAGCGGUAACCAGGCCCAGCCCGAAGGACACUGCUGCUUUCGCUCGUUGGUUGGUCUGCCAGAGCUCCUGGGGUGUUCUAAGUACCAUAGCCAGUGAUUUGGGAGGAGCACCUUUUGGAAAUGUGGUCUCAUUUAGUGAUGGGCAACCAGACAAAGGAAGUGGCAUCCCAUAUUUCUAUUUGACGACACUUGAUCCAACAGCACGUUAUGCCUUGAAAGACCAAAGAUCUUCCUUCACAAUUAGUGAACAUCCCAUCGGGACUUGUGGUACCAAGGACCCUGAAAAUCCUUCUUGUGCAAAAAUUACACUUGUAGGGAAGUUGACAUUACUUGACGGAAAUUCCAAGGAAGCUGAGCUUGCUCAAACUGCGCUGUUCACUAAGCACCCUGAAAUGAAAGGCUGGCCUAAGGGUCAUAAUUUCCAGUUCUUCGAGCUGGAAAUUUAUGAUAUAUUUAUGAUCAAUUGGUUCGGCGGCCCUAAACCUCUCACUGUGGAGCAAUAUUUGCAAGCUGACAUGAAUAAAGUCACGUUCAGUUUCUGAUGAGUAGUUAUCUGCUUAAUAAUGGCCUGAUCCAAUCAGUUUGGUUGUGCUGAAAGCGUUCUUCAGUUUCUGGGUGGAUCUUCUGUACACCGUUCCCAAUUCAUUUGUAAAUGUGUUUCGUACGAUCAUGUAAAUUAACAAUGUGCAUCUGCCCAUUGUCUUGGAAAAAAGAAUGAAUAUCAGAGGAUAGAAAUGCAAGGAAGAAUUGCAUUUUUAGUGUUGAUGGAUGGCAAUAUUGCAUGCACAAAAGCAAAAAUAAGAGAACCCUGAGAUUGUAAUUAUCCCAUUAAAUUGUACCCUGAGAUUGUUGGUAACCUGGGACUGUGAAAAAUACUAGAAAAUGGGAAUGUGGGAAUUCAAAAGUUUGCCGCUAUUAAAGCAACCUUAUUUAGUUAUUAUUCA
Molecule: messenger RNA, 1419 nt
Organism: Coffea eugenioides
Lineage: Eukaryota; Viridiplantae; Streptophyta; Magnoliopsida; Gentianales; Rubiaceae
Product: protein CREG1-like
Exons: 6
Coding region: 364-1017 (217 amino acids)
Source: RefSeq, a predicted model, not a curated record